Messenger RNA from Carcharodon carcharias (great white shark), 1506 nucleotides. RefSeq names its product glutamate decarboxylase 3 (gene gad3). The record is from RefSeq and is a predicted model, not a curated record. Gene Ontology annotation, biological process: carboxylic acid metabolic process. Lineage: Eukaryota; Metazoa; Chordata; Chondrichthyes; Lamniformes; Lamnidae. Gene Ontology annotation, cellular component: cytoplasm. Bases 73 to 1506 code for a protein of 477 amino acids. The transcript is spliced from 14 exons. Gene Ontology annotation, molecular function: pyridoxal phosphate binding; carboxy-lyase activity.
GAUUUUUCCACCAUUUUUGCACAAGAUUUGCUACCAGAUAAAAAUGGAGAAGAACACACUGUUCAAUUUUUAAUGAACGUUUUUGAACUUCUCCUGAAUUACACCAGAGAAACAUUUGACAGAACAUCAAAAGUUCUGGAUUUCCAUCAUCCCCACCAGUUCCUCGAAGGAAUGGAAGGUUUCAACCUGGAAUUGUCUGACCAGCCAGAAUCUCUCAAGCAAAUUCUUGUUGACUGCAGAGACACUUUAAAAUAUGGAGUCAAAACAGGACAUCCUCGCUUUUUCAAUCAGCUCUCCAGUGGUCUGGACAUCAUAGGGUUGGCAGGAGAGUGGCUGACUGCUGCUGCCAACACCAACAUGUUCACGUAUGAAAUUGCUCCAGUGUUCAUCAUCAUGGAAGAAAUUCUUUUGAAGAAAAUGUCUACGAUGCUUGGAUGGUCACAUAAUGAAGCAGAUGGCAUUUUUUUACCUGGGGGGGCCAUGUCAAACUUAUACAGCAUCCUCGUUGCUCGCUACAAGCGCUUUCCCAAAGUGAAGACUCAAGGUGUAGCCGCCUUUCCCAGGAUGGUCUUAUUUACUUCAGAACUUAGCCACUAUUCAAUCAUGAAAGCUGCCGGAGUGCUUGGGUUUGGCACAGACAAUGUCAUUCUGGUAAAAUGCAAUGGGAGAGGGAAGAUAAUUUCAGCUGAAUUAGAAGCAAAAAUAAUUGAAGCUAAAGAAAAGGGCGUUGUUCCUUUGUAUGUCAAUGCUACAGCUGGGACCACUGUGUUUGGAGCCUUUGAUCCCCUCAAUGACAUUGCAGACAUCUGUGAAAGGCACAGCCUUUGGAUGCAUGUUGAUGCAGCUUGGGGCGGUGGUUUAUUAAUGUCACAGAAGCAUCGUUAUAAGUUAAAUGGGAUUGAAAGGGCCAACUCUGUAACCUGGAAUCCACACAAGAUGUUGGGUGUUCCCCUGCAGUGCUCUGCAAUUCUGAUCCAUGCAAAGGGUUUGCUCCUGAACUGCAAUAAAAUGUGUGCACAGUACCUGUUUCAGGAUGACAAACCAUAUAACACAUCCUAUGAUACAGGAGAUAAAACAAUUCAGUGUGGUCGUCACGUAGAUGUCUUCAAAUUCUGGUUGAUGUGGAAAGCAAAGGGUACAUCAGGGUUUGAGAAGCAAAUCAAUAAAUGCCUUGAACUUGCAGAGUAUCUCCACAGCAAACUCAAAGGAAGAGAUGAUUUUAGGCUGGUGUUUGAUGAUAAACCCGAGCAUACCAACGUGUGUUUCUGGUACGUUCCACCAAGUCUCCGAGGAAUGCCUGAAAAUGCAGAGCUGGGCGGGCAGCUUCAUCAGGUGGCGCCAAAGAUUAAAGCUCGGAUGAUGGAGGAAGGAUCGUCAAUGGUUGGGUACCAACCACAAGGGGACAAGGUGAAUUUCUUCCGGAUGGUUUUCUCGAAUCCAGCUACAAGCACAUCUGAUGUCGACUUCCUGAUUGAAGAAAUUGCAAGACUUGGGCAGGAUUUAUAA